AUGAGGUCACCUGCCACACUUCCUGUUUGCAACCGAAAAAAGUUAGAGCUGAUAAAAAUAGAUUCUGUGCCCAUCGUGACGAGUGAAAGGGUGAAGCUCCGCGACAGCCUGGACCUCUGCAGCCCUCUCUGUCCCGAGGGAGCUCACAGAUCCCAUCUGCAGCUGAGGCGACCUAGACAUGACGGGUAAGGUUAGACCCCUAAAGGCAGCAUGAUGCCUUCAGGAGAGGCUUCUACUUUCACUGAGCUUUCAUCUUGGGUGGCUGUGAGCAUGGAGUGUGAAAUACUGGAAGGCAGAGAAGAAAAUGCUUUUCAUCUCAGACCGAAACAUUAACAUUUCAUCUGACUUUAGUCCUAAAUAAUUAAGUUAAAAAUAUCCAACUGUAUAAAAUUAAUUAAAAUCAAUGCCUUAAAUAACACCAUGCACUCCUCAGUAAAAUAAAAUAAAGCAUUUCAAGUUGGAUUUUUAAAGCUGAUUGGCGUGGAAAGGUAAUAUUGUAAACACUGAUUAAAUUUUGAUUCAUGUUUUCGUAACUUAUUUUAGAAGAAUUUGAUUAUAUAGCACAAUGCAAAUCCUGUUCGUCACGGGAAACCAGGCAAGCAGGUGACAAGCAUCGCUAACUUUGUUUUUAUGAAUGCAGGACAUGUGCACAAUCUAUCAUAUGUGUUUUGGUGGUGGUUUACUUAUAUAAAAAUUCAUUUGUGCGUCUUCACAGUUUUAGAGUUGAAGAGAAAUUCCAAACGCAUUUGAUAUUUUUUUUAGGCUUUACUUAUCUACAUAUUCUGUGUUGAACUUAAAACCUUCACAAUUAACUUCUUCCAUACAAUCGCGCUGUAUAUAUUUCUGCUUAUUGUUGGAUGAAGUCACCCAUACACUCAAUUUUGUCUCAUUGGAACCUCCCUGAUUGUCUACGAGGCUCUGUAAAGACCGGGGUCACCGUUAGUGAUGACACUUGUUAGAGCAAAUGUAGGGGAAAAAACGGCACAAAAACAUUGUUACAAAAGCAAAUCAACAACAAAAUGUGACGCAUUUGACAAACAAAACUAACUACUUGUUUCUGAACUUUAUUUUUCUUAAGAGCUUUUCUUCAUUGGCCGCAUACCUACAUUUUUCAAUGUGUAAUUCCGCAAUAUCUCUCUUCUUUUCUUGCAAAUGGACACAAAAUCCGAGGAACAUACAGGGAAAAUGUGUAAACAAGCCUAUCUACAAACAUUUCAGCAUAAAAACCAAACUAGGAAACGUUUGUGGCAUUGCGUUGUCUUAUGCCCUGUAGGUGUCUAUGUGGGUCUGGCGCUGACCUCAUUGACCCUCAUCAUCUCCAUAUCCCUGAACGUCAUUUUUUAUUGGCAGAGAUAUCGGGACAGGCAGUGCACAGGUCAAAAGGAGCACAUCAUUCCAUACAGCAGGGAAAACUUCAGUUCUGAUAGUAUUGAAGAAGACCGGAUUCAAGACAAUCCCAUUUAUGGUAAUAUCCACACAGACAGGGCAGGUGGAUGUCCGGCUGAAAUGCUGUAUGAGCAUAUGGAAGCAAGCAUGUCAAGGGAAAAUAAGCUGGAGCUUCCUCCGAAUAUAGACGUGUCAUACGCCUCUUUGGACCUUAUGGGAGGCAAAAAGAACAGGAAGAAACGAAGGGGAAAGCAAUCCCAGGCUCAGCCCAAACGGCUAGUCCAUGCCCAUUCCCAACAAGAAUUCCUGGAGCUCGAGAUGGACAGCGGGCUGCCCCCCCGGCAGAGCAGCCCCAUGGCGUCGCGUAACAGCAUCUAUCUCAACAGCCACCAGAUGGCGCUGGAAAGUCGGGAACAAGCGUGGGAGAUGAGGCAGGAGAGACAGAGGGACAUGGAGACAGAGGCGGAUGUCGAGGCGAUCCACGACGACCCUGCUCGCUUCAUAAAAAGGGCUAAUCAAAGUGAAGCCUUCGACAGUUAGAGACUUUGUACUGCUGUUCGUGUGCUUAUGUCGCAGGAGUGACUUUGCAAUUACCUUUAAUUUCAGUCUUUAUUUCUCACUCACCAUUCAUAAAUCAGUGCGAUGAUCUGUCACCCAGCUCUUUAUGAGCAGAUGUUUGUAAGAGGCAGUACCAUACGAAGAUGCCAGUGAUCUGAGAGCCCACCGAACGCAGCAGAAUGUUUCUUUUUCUGUCCCUGACAAGUCGCUGCUGCAGCCCCGCGUUGCAGAUCCCCGAAUACUCGGACUGACGAAAGAUGAUCUACCACUUAGAUCUACUUUUGUAAUUAGAUUUGUAAUUUUAAAAAGCAUUUCCAUAUAACGUUCUGGCGAAUAUGCAAUAAAUGCACAUAGGCUGUUCAGGCAUCUCAUUUUUAUUACCAGCUGAAAAUGUUAUUUUAUUCUAACGGAAAUGUACGGCUUGUUCACAGACAAUCUGCUGAUGUCGCCACCGCUUUGAAAAUCAGCAAAACUUCUCAAUGAUGUGUGACGACCUUCUUGUGGUCGUUUUUGGGUUACGGGCUAUAAGUGGCCAUCCAUUCAUUCUAAUGAACGAGCCUGAUUUUCAGUGCAAGUCUCAGAGUGCGACUAAAAUUAACGCGAUUAGUAAUAUUUGAAAUGUUUGUUUUAAUGACAACACGUGAUAAACAUAUUUCAUGUCAAAA
This is a messenger RNA of Brienomyrus brachyistius, 2609 nucleotides long. Its product is annotated as T-cell receptor-associated transmembrane adapter 1. Gene Ontology annotation, biological process: negative regulation of receptor recycling; positive regulation of T cell receptor signaling pathway. The record is from RefSeq and is a predicted model, not a curated record. Gene Ontology annotation, cellular component: T cell receptor complex. NCBI's taxonomy places the organism in Eukaryota, Metazoa, Chordata, Actinopteri, Osteoglossiformes, Mormyridae. The coding region runs from base 1153 to 1926 and encodes 257 amino acids. The transcript has 6 exons.